AUGGAUGAGAAGGUACCGAAUCCAGAAAUUGGUAUGGAGUUUAAAACAGAAAAAGAUGCAUAUGAUUUCUACAAUAGUUUCGGAAGGAAAGUUGGUUUCAGUAUUCGAAAGCAUAGUGUAAAAAAAGACAAAAAGACAGGUGUAUUGAAAAUGAGAGAUUUUGUUUGUUCCAAAGAAGGCAAACGUUCAUUUGAUAAACGUGAUGUUAAUGUGAAGCAUCAUCGGGAUGAAACAAGAACAGGUUGUGAGGCACAUAUGAAAAUUAGAUUGGGAGUUGACGGAAAAUAUCGUGUUACUGAUAUUAAGAUUGAUCAUAAUCAUAUUCUUGCAUCUCCUGAAGAAGCUCAUUUGUUGAGAUCACAACGGAAAUUUACUCAAGAAGUAGUUGCCGAUAAUUGUGAUAAUGCAGGUAUAAAGCCAAAAGCGACAUAUGAUUUCAUGACUAAACAAGCCGGUGGUCGACAGAAUGUUGGAUAUAAUUUGGUAGAUUACAAGAAUUAUUUACGGACGAAAAGGGUGAAAGCAAUGAAGAAAUUUGAUGACGAAGGUCUUUUGAUAUUUUUUAAAAGAAAGCAAGCUGAAGAUCCAAUGUUCUUUUAUUGUAUUCAAUUUGAUGUUCAAGAUUGUAUCACCAACAGUUUUUGGGCAGAUGGAAGAAUGAUUUUAGAUUAUGAACGUUUUGGAGAUGUGAUUUGCUUUGACACAACCUAUAAAACAAAUGAGUAUGGACGGCCAUUUGCACCAUUUAUUGGUGUUAAUCAUCAUAGACAGACAGUUAUAUUUGGGGCUGCACUCCUCUACGAUGAAACAAUCGAUUCUUUCAGAUGGUUGUUUAGAACAUUCUGUGAUGCAAUGUGUAGAAAAGAACUCCAAACCAUUCUCACAGAUCAGGAUAAGGCUAUGUCAAAUGCCAUCAAGAUAGAGUUACCUGGAACGGUUCAUCGUAUUUGUGUAUGGCAUAUGUUUCAGAAUGCUUGCAAACAUCUAAGUCAUCUAUUUUGUUCUUCCAAGUCGUUUGGCAAUGAUUUUAGUAGAUGUGUAUAUGAUUUUGAUGAGGAGCAUGAAUUUCUUGAAGCGUGGGAAAGAAUGAUCAUGAAAUAUAAUCUCACAGAUAAUAUAUGGUUACAACAGUUAUUCAAUGAAAAGGAGAAGUGGGCAUUAGUAUAUGGAAAGAAUAGUUUUUGUGCAGAUAUGAAGAGCACGCAGCGUUGUGAAAGUUUAAAUAAGGAUUUGAAGAAAUACUUGCAUCCUGGUCAAAAUAUAAUCAGAUUUUUUGAACAUUUCGAACGCUUGGUGGAUGAUAGACGAAAUGCAGAAUUAGAAGCCAAUUUCAAAAUGACUCAAAGUUCACCAAUUAUAACUUUUCCUGUUAGCAUCCUAAAGCACGCAGCUAGUGUAUAUACACUAACUAUUUUUAAAUUAUUUCAAGCAGAAUUUGGUGAUAACCUUGAUCAAAUAGUGGAACAAGUAGAUGAGUCUGGUACAGUCAGAAAAUAUCAAGUUUUGAAUAGAAGAAAUCAAAGUCUUCACAUUGUUACCGUUGACUCAAUGGACGAGUCCAUCACUUGCAGCUGUAGAAAGUUCGAAUUCAUGGGUAUUUUGUGUUCCCAUGCAUUAAAAGCUACGAAUCAUACCCUCACAAAUAUCCCGACUAAGUACAUCUUGAAAAGGUGGACUCGAGAAGCUGCUUCAAUUUCAUUCUCCUCAUUAAGUAGUGGAAGUGACUCCAUUGACAAAAGCAAGAAAUCACAAUCCCGGCGUUACAAUAGUUUACUUUGCAAUUUUAUGAAAUUAGCAACAAUGGGUUGUGAAAGUGAAGAAGCAUUUGAAUGUGCUUCCAAGCAUUUAGAAUGGAUGUUGCAAGAUUUGAAAAAGAUUUUGAAAGCAAAAGAAAAUGAAAAAGAACCCUCAUCAUAUGUUGAAAGCCUGAGUAAUGAAAAAGGCGUUCAAGCUUAUCGGGUAAAAUUCGAAGAUGGUGAUGUGCAGCAAAGAAGUGAAAUCAUUAAAAUUAAAAAAGAAGCUCAUGAGAAAGCAAUGGAAAGUUAUUAUAUCAAAAGAAAAGGCGCUGAAAUCAUUGAAGUAAGAGAAAAAGCUCAUGAAAUUAAAAGAAAAGAGAAUUGUCGUGGUAGACGUAGAAUUAAGAAUAGCUUGGAGAGAGGAAAAUCGAAGAGAUGUAGACAGAAAGAGCAGAGAAAUACACCAAAUCCAGUCCAUCCCAGUCAACAGCCCACAUUAGUAAGCUCUAAUGUUCAAUCUCCAUUUGCUCAGGUAGCAUUUUGA
Magnolia sinica is the source of this 2280-nucleotide messenger RNA. RefSeq names its product protein FAR1-RELATED SEQUENCE 5-like. Lineage: Eukaryota; Viridiplantae; Streptophyta; Magnoliopsida; Magnoliales; Magnoliaceae. Gene Ontology annotation, biological process: regulation of DNA-templated transcription. The record is from RefSeq and is a predicted model, not a curated record. The transcript has a single exon. The coding region runs from base 1 to 2280 and encodes 759 amino acids. Gene Ontology annotation, molecular function: zinc ion binding.